AUGGUCAGCAACAAAAGGAAGAGGCACGAGGAGGUGUUCGACCCCAAUGUGUCGGAUCCCGAGGACGAAAACUUCGACCCGCGGGAGGCAAGACCUACUCGAGGUUCCAAGAAGACUCGCCAGUCGAAAGGCGCCAAGGGCGGCUCGAAAAGAACCAAUAGAUAUCGCGGCUCUGACAUUGAUGACGAUGACGACGAACUGUCUGAUGAAGAAUCUUUUGCCGAGGCCACCGAAGAAUCUGAUGACGAGGCGCCCCUGACUGCGGCCGGACGGCCUGCUAGAAAGGCGGCAACCAAGCCGCAAAUCUACAAGGAGAGCAGCGAGGACGACGACGAAGAUGACCUUGAUGAAGAACAGGUCGACUGGAAAGCAAAAGAAGAAGAGCAAGAGAAGCCCGAUGAAAUAGCCGACGUUCCUCCAAAGCCCACUAGGCGGGAUGCGACAAAGGUGGUCAAGCUCAAGGUCUCCAAGACGGCGUUGGCGCAGACACGCAGUACCCGGUCGCGUACUGAAGAUGCCCCAGUGUUUGUCGAGCUGUCCGCUUCUGGUCGACACGCCGUCGCACCCCGGGGAGAGUCGCGAAGCAAAAGCCCCGAGGCACUUGCUCGCAGCGGCAGGCCGUCCCGCGCCGCCAAGGGGCUCAAGAAAGCACCCGAACCAAUCCAGGAGGCCGCCCACGAGGGCAGUAAUCGAGAUGCCGACGAGCCCGAUGAGCUCUCGCAAGAUACGCCAACCAACGAGAUCACUGAAGUACUCGACUCUGAUAUGCCGGAUGCUGCCAAGGACGCCGACGAAGAGGAAGCAGGGGAAGAGGCACCGGCUGAGAAUCCUGUCGCCGCAGAACAGGACGAUGAUGACGAGGACGACGAUGUCGAACCCACGGCGCGAAGACUCCGAAGUCGCGCCAACGCCGCUGCUUCUACGGACGAUGCCGUCGAGACCACCGAAGGCGCCGAAGCCGAAGAGGCGGACGACGGUGGUAAGCGUCGGUCUCGUCGACUGAAGAGAGGCUCCAGAAAACCCGCGAAUGAGCAAAGUAGCGACUUCGAGCCGGAUGAUGAUGCCGACGACGAUGCGGAAGCCUCUGACCCAGGACGCAAUGGGAACAAGAAUGAUGCCAUAGAUAGCCCGACGCCUCGUGGGAGACAGACCCGAUCCCGAGGCCGCUCCGGCCGCAGCUCGCGCCGUCGAAACUCCUCGGCCGACGACCUGCCCGUCGACAUAGAUGAGCUCGAAGAAGAAGCUCGCGAGCUGAGAAAGUCGUCGAGAAAUCACCGAAAGACUCGAACAGAGUCUCCCAUACAGUACCAGGAGAGCAGCCGCCGACCCAGGCCCAGGAUCAACUACUACAUGCCUCCAUUGGGUGCCGUCAACAUCGAGGAGGAAGCGGAGGACCCCGCCCCUACUCCGGCCCGCAAUCGCCGGCGAGGCGGCGCCAGUGCUGGCUGGGACCGGAACCUGAACACUACAUACGGUCCCUUUGGCGGCGGCGGCGCCGUCGGGUCGCUACUGGGCGGUCCAUGGGGCACCGGUGCCACCGGCGGAGUCGACUCUGACAGCAGCGACGACGAGAUGGUGCACAGGUCCACCGCCGCAGGAAACGUGGGCAUGACGCCGACGUCUGCGGCCCCGGCCGGUGGCCUCGUCUUUGGCGGCGGCCAGGGCCAUGGCGGCGUGGACGGCGUCGGUGCCACGCCCAACGUCGGCAAGAUCAAGGACCGCAAGGCGCUUGCAGAUGCCGACCCUCUGGGCGUGGAUCUGAACGUCGACUUCAGCAAGGUUGGUGGCUUGCAGGGCCACAUCGACCAGCUCAAGGAAAUGGUCCAGCUUCCUCUGCUGUAUCCGGAGCUCUUUACGAGAUUCCAUGUUACGCCACCCCGCGGUGUAUUGUUCCAUGGUCCCCCGGGCACCGGUAAAACGCUACUUGCUCGUGCCUUGGCCAAUUCUGUUGGCUCCGGUGGCAAGAAGAUUUCAUUCUACAUGCGCAAGGGUGCCGAUGCGCUCAGCAAGUGGGUGGGCGAGGCUGAAAAGCAGCUUCGCUUGCUCUUUGAGGAAGCAAGGAAGAACCAGCCGAGCAUCAUCUUCUUUGAUGAGAUUGAUGGAUUGGCACCGGUCAGGUCGAGCAAGCAGGAGCAGAUCCAUGCCUCCAUUGUCUCGACCCUGCUUGCCCUCAUGGACGGCAUGGACGGGCGUGGACAAGUCAUUGUCAUUGGCGCCACCAACCGGCCGGACAACAUCGACCCUGCUCUUCGACGACCGGGGCGGUUCGACCGAGAGUUCUACUUCCCCUUGCCCGACCUCGAGGGCCGCAGGUCCAUUCUCAACAUCCACACGCAAGACUGGGGCCUGUCGGAUGAGUUCCUGCAGUCGCUGGCGGAAAACACCAAGGGCUACGGCGGUGCUGAUCUGAGGGCUCUCUGUACCGAGGCGUCCCUGAAUGCUAUUCAGAGAACCUAUCCGCAAAUCUACUCGUCCAAGGAGAAGCUGCUCGUCGAUCCCGCCAAAAUCUCGGUUCAUGCCUCGGACUUUAUGAUCUCCAUCAAGAAGAUGAUCCCUUCGUCGGAGCGUUCUGCGACGUCUGGAGCACGCCCGCUGCCCGCCUCUAUCGCGCCUCUACUCCGCGACCAGUUUGAAGAGGCCAAGCAGGCGCUUGACCUGAUCUUGCCGCGGAAGAAGAAGACGACUGCACUGGAAGAGGCCAUGUAUGAGCAGUAUGAAGAUAAGGAUCACGGGUUUGGCCGUGAGACGCUGAACCAGGAGUUUGAGCGCUCUCGCGUCUUCCGGCCUCGGUUUCUCAUCUCUGGUGCCCAUGGCAUGGGCCAGGGGUAUCUCUCCUCUGCAAUCCUUCAUCACUUUGAAGGAAUCCACGUACAGAAUUUCGAUCUCCCCAGCCUGCUCAAUGAUGGACGGCCUAUGGAACAAGUCAUUGUUGCCCUGUUCACGGAAGUGAGGCGCCACAAGCCGAGUGUCAUCUUCAUCCCCAACAUUGAUGCUUGGUACGCGGUGCUGAACAACACGCUGGCCCUUGUCACCUUUCGCACCAUGUUAAAGUCCAUCCCCCCGACGGACCCAGUGCUUCUGUUUGCCACCGCCGACUGCGAGAAGAAGGAUCUUCCGCAAGAGUUGGUUCGCGACUUCUUCGGCUACUCUAGCAAAAACCUGAUGGAGAUUCAGAAACCAGAGCGGAUCAAUCGCAUCCAGUAUUUCGGGAAAACGCUGGACUACGCCAGGCUGGCGCCUCACCAGUUUCCGGAUCUCGAGAACCGCAAGAAGAGAGUGCUCGAAGAGCUGCCGGUCGCUCCUCCGCCACCCGUCAAGCCGCCUACCAAGGAAGAGGUCAAGGCGCUCAAGAAGAGAGAUCACCAGCUCCUCAACGCGCUCAAGAUUCAGCUGCAGCCCAUCAUGGACCAGAUCAAUCGCAGGUAUAAGAAGUUCAGACAGCCAGUCAUUCCGCAAAGCCAGAUUGAGUACCUGUUCAUGGAGGCAGACCCAAACUAUGUACGGCCCGACCUGGAAGAGGGAGAGAACAGGCCGUUUGAGAUUGUCAAGGACAAGUACGGCAAUGACGUGCUUAUGCAUAAGGAGACUGGCAAGUACUACUACAACCUCGAGACCACGACCAUCGAGGAGCGCCUGUCGAACGGGUUCUAUGCUCGGCCCAAGGACUUUCUGUUCGACAUCAAGGCCCUCGCAAGGGACGCCAAGAACAUUGGCGACAAGGAGCGCACACUCAAGGCCAACGAGCUGCUCAGCAACGUCGAGGUGGAUGUCGCGAGCAUCGAGAGCAGCACGGCCCACAUCGACUGGGAGGCGCUCUACCAGCGCCAGCAGCAGCGCGCCAAGGAAGCGGCCGAGAAGGAGCGGAAGCGCAAGGCCAUGCAGUCCGUCCUGGACCGAGUCCAGUCGGACCUCGGCGGAGGCAACGACAGCGACUCGCAGGGGCCCCUUACCCUUGGGGAACCGGUGCCGGGUGCUCGCACCAUGGCCCGCUUCCAGAUACGCAGCCCCCUGUCGAAUGGGCAUGGCGAGUCCGGCCACGACGAGCAUUCGCUGAGCAACGGCGUCCCCGAUUUAUCAAAGGAGGGCGAUGUGCAGAUGAGCGGAACUGACGACAGCACUCAGGUGGCGCUGAGUCAAACCCAGUCAUCUCCCAUGGGCCCGCCGCCCAGGUCGUCGGAGGGAUCUUCCUCGAGGAACCUGGCGGCCAUGGGGACGCAGGUAUCUCAGCGAUCUGCCGUUACUACUCUGCCUGCUGGCGUGUCACCGUCUGCUGUGAUCAACGAGGCAUCUACGACGAAGACGUCGGAUCUGUCAACCUAUCGAUCGAACAACUGGAGCUCGGAACGACGGAGCUCGCAGAACACCAAUGGAAAUCACGAGCACGAGGAGCAGCUGCCGGACACCUUGGUAGUCGGGCAAUCCCAAGCGCGACUGUCUUUGAGCGAUGACAGCUGGAUCCACUCCCAGGCCCCGGGACGGGCCGUUGACGACCUCAACUCAUCGGGUUCGCUCCUGGACCGAAGCUCCUUCCAAUCACAACCUAAUCAGGGCUCGGCAGCCGUCAAGUCUCUGGUUAGCUCAUCCCCUCAAGAGUCAAACGCUGAGGCUCGCUCGAAAUCGACACGCGGCUCAGGUAGUUCCCAGCCGCUGGAGAUUGACAAGGAGCUGGAAAAGGCUUUGAUGUUGGUGACGGAUCUCACUGCGGGCUGCACAAUUGAGCAGCUCGAACAGGUCAACCGGGAGAUGAUGGAUGAAAUCUGGCGAGGCCGACAUGAGUGGAACCGGGUCAAGGUGGUGCUCGACGUGUCGGGCGUGUUUAACCGGACGAUUGAGGAGAUUGUUGGUCUCCAGGGCGUGGUUCCGCUGAGCCAGCUGCAGGACAGGGACGACUAGAGGACUACGCCCAGGCAACCGACGUG
Messenger RNA from Trichoderma citrinoviride, 4919 nucleotides. Its product is annotated as AAA-domain-containing protein. Lineage: Eukaryota; Fungi; Ascomycota; Sordariomycetes; Hypocreales; Hypocreaceae. Gene Ontology annotation, biological process: positive regulation of transcription by RNA polymerase II. Gene Ontology annotation, cellular component: nucleus. Bases 1 to 4893 code for a protein of 1630 amino acids. The transcript is spliced from 3 exons. The record is from RefSeq and is a predicted model, not a curated record. Gene Ontology annotation, molecular function: ATP hydrolysis activity; chromatin binding; ATP binding.